AUGCAGCUGCAAGGGGCUCCAGACGCCAUCAUGUGCCGAGUGUUUGCUACCACCCUUAAGGGUACCGCCAGAGACUGGUAUCGAACUCUUCGACCAAGAUCUGUUGGUUCCUUCCAAGGGAUGGAGCAAAUGUUCAUCGGCCACUUCCUUAGUAGCCGGAGAGUUGCCAAAACAACAGGCCAUCUAAUGAGUAUGGUGCAAGGGGACCGGGAGACUUUAAAGAACUUCAUGCACCGUUUCAACACAGCGACUCUAGAAAUCCGCAACUUGGAUAUGGGGGUAGCCUUGGCCACCCUGACAACGGCUCUCCAACCCGGAAGUUUCUUAUACUCCCUUAGGAAAAAAACCUCCAGUGGACAUGGGGGAGUUAAUGAUUCGAGCAGAGAAAUACAUAAACCUAGAGGACAUGAUGGACACGAGAGGAAAUCGUCUAGAGCGGAAAAGGAGAAACAACGGCAGAGAAUCUGGAGACGCAUAUAG
This is a messenger RNA of Malania oleifera, 480 nucleotides long. RefSeq lists its product as uncharacterized. The record is from RefSeq and is a predicted model, not a curated record. The coding region runs from base 1 to 480 and encodes 159 amino acids. Lineage: Eukaryota; Viridiplantae; Streptophyta; Magnoliopsida; Santalales; Ximeniaceae. The transcript has a single exon.